AUGCCAGUCAGCCUACAGUCCAGCCAAUGUGCUCACUUGGCUCGCGCUGCUUCGGACCAAAGGUCGCGCCGUCGCGUGCUGCAUAAAAACGGCGCGAGCGCACGCUCGAGCGCCUGUUGAGCGCUGUAACAGUGCAGCACAUAUGGAGAGAUCUCAGAUCAGGAGCAAACCGCUGCACCUUCCCGGUUGUGAUGUCACAAUGUAGUUGCUGUACACAACACUGACACCUGUACCUUUUUUUUGUAAUCAUGGAGAGUUUCCCCGGUGACGGAGAGCCCGUUUUGAACCCGUCUCGUGCGCAGCUGGACGACUCGAACCCGGAGCAGAUGGCGGAGGCGCAGCGCGGUCAGAUCCAGGAGCUUCACCUGGCAUCCAGCGGCCUGACGGUGUUCCCCGUCUCCUUCUGCGCGCUGAGCAGCCUGGAGCAUCUGGACGUGAGCAACAACGCGCUCACUGUCCUCCCCGAGGACAUUCUGCGAUUCAGCAAACUGAAGACUCUGGUCGCGAAAAAUAACCUGCUGGACGAGGCAUCCUUCCCGAAGCGGUUCGGUUCGAUGGCCAUCGAGACGCUGAACUUCAGUGGGAACCGAUUUCGAGAAAUACCGAACCAGAUCCUGCAACUGAGCCGACUGCAUUCUCUGUCCAUGGGAGGAAACCGGUUAAAAAGCAUCCCAGCGGAAAUAGAGAACCUCACCAGGCUGGAGAUGUUGUAUCUGGGAGGAAAUCUGAUCUCUUACAUUCCUCCUCAGCUGGCUAAUCUGCGCUGCCUUAGAUACCUGGUGCUUUGUGACAACUGCAUCCAAAGCAUUCCACCUCAGCUAUCCAGGAUGCACUCCUUACUGUGUCUCAGUCUCCAUAACAACCUCCUGACUUUUUUACCACGUGAGAUCCUCAACCUUGUGCACCUACAGGAGCUCAGCCUCCGCGGUAACCCUUUGGUAGUGCGUUUCGUCAAGGACUUGACCUAUAACCCCCCGUCCUUGCUUGAGUUGGCAGGACGGACUAUCAAGUCCCGGAACCUUCCGUACCAUUUGAGUGACCUCCCAGGCAACUUGUGCCACUACCUGGACUCAGCCAGCAAGUGUCCAAAUCCCAAAUGUGCAGGUGUAUACUUCGACUCAAGGGUGCGCCACAUCAAGUUUGUCGAUUUCUGUGGAAAGUUCCGCCUGCCCCUCAUGCACUACCUCUGCUCUCCUGAAUGUAGCUCCCCAUGCAGCUCCAACCCGCAAAGCGACGCCGAGUCAGAGGAUGAGCAUAGUGUGUCUGCGGACAGGCUGCAGAGGGUGCUGCUGGGAUAGAGUCUCAAAGAAACUUUUUGUAAGAGAAAAAAAAAAAAGUUCAAUGAUGAACAUUGUGAGCAUGUCCAUUGACGUCCAUUACUACCCUUUAAGUGAUUUAUUAAAUAAAGAUCUCUACUGUUGAUUAGUCCCUGUCUGCUUGAGCAAAAUGCCCAUCUUGUGUAUGCAUUGGAUCCCAUUAAUGGAGGCAAAGCAAAGUGUUAUGCGGUUUUAUUAGUGCUCUUGGAAACCCUGAAUACAGUAUUUGUUCAUUUCUACUUUCCAUUGAAAGAACACAGGUCAACUUUCUAAGCCAAUAACUCCAGAUAAGGAUUCUCUACAAACUGCACAGGAUAAACACCACUGAUAAACUGCCCAGCCAAAAGGAUGUGGACACCUGGUCGUCAUAUCCAUAUGUUCCUAUUCCAAAGUUUCCAGAGGUGGACUCCCUUUUGCGGCCUCUAUUCCUCAGGGAAGGUGAUCCACUAGUUUUUGGAGUGUGUCUGUGGGAAUUAGCCACGUGGGCAUUAGUGAGGUCGGGUAAAAGUUUUUUUUUCCGACCACAUCUUUUCCACGAAGUUGACAGCAGUUCAGCACUGUCCUUAACCUGACUGCUAAUUCCAGAAAUCUCAUUUUAGUUGUUUGCUUUACUUGAUGCGGGCCAAUAGUUUUUUUUAUUUUGUCUGGGCGGUUUAAACAUAGAUCAUGGUGCAGGGGUGGUUAAUUUGUUGAACUGCUUAUCAAAAGGUCUCCAGUUUGAGUCCGGGUGCAGCCAAGCUGCCCCUGUUGGGCCCUUGAGCAAGGUCCUUCACCCUAAUUGCUCUGAUACAAUCAAGUGUCGAAACAUAAGAAACUGCCAAUGAAAUUAUGGCUAGCUCUCUAGGAUUGGAGAAUAUUCCUCUCUGAUGUGCACGAUGGCAUGUGGACGACACCUUACCCUUACCAUUGCACACAGAUUAGUACAAUAUUAGGUAUAUAUAAGGUUUUAUUGGUGAGAAAGUCUUCCAUGAAAGAAAGAUAUGUUAAAUGUUUUAGAAUAUAAAGAGUUGAAGACCGAUACACAGA
Clarias gariepinus (North African catfish) is the source of this 2342-nucleotide messenger RNA. RefSeq names its product leucine rich repeat containing 58a (gene lrrc58a). The transcript has 4 exons. The record is from RefSeq and is a predicted model, not a curated record. The coding region runs from base 249 to 1298 and encodes 349 amino acids. Gene Ontology annotation, molecular function: protein binding. NCBI's taxonomy places the organism in Eukaryota, Metazoa, Chordata, Actinopteri, Siluriformes, Clariidae.